This is a messenger RNA of Fukomys damarensis (Damara mole-rat), 3126 nucleotides long. RefSeq names its product glucoside xylosyltransferase 1 (gene Gxylt1). Gene Ontology annotation, molecular function: UDP-xylosyltransferase activity. The record is from RefSeq and is a predicted model, not a curated record. Bases 263 to 1324 code for a protein of 353 amino acids. Gene Ontology annotation, biological process: protein O-linked glycosylation via N-acetylgalactosamine. NCBI's taxonomy places the organism in Eukaryota, Metazoa, Chordata, Mammalia, Rodentia, Bathyergidae. The transcript is spliced from 9 exons.
AAAAAGCGGUGCGUAGCAUGCUCAAGUCGUGUGGGAUGGAAUGAAGGUAUCUUUCUUGACAGUGUCGACACUUUGGCACUCAUCUCUGAAAUGUUUGUCAUUGCGGAGUAUCAGCGGGAACCUGUGCUUACACAACUGGAAUAACUGUAAUGUGAUACAGAGAAUGAAGAGAUGAGCGACUGUUUUGAGUAGAGGUGCUGGAUUUUAGGAUCACAGUUUCAGGUGUAAAGCGUCCACUCUGUGUUACUGGAAUCCCUAUUGGAUGCUGCCCUCUGAUGUUUGUGGAAUGAACUGCUUUUGGGAAGCUGCAUUUAGGUAUAGUUUAAAAAUACAGCCUAUUGAGAAAAUGCACCUUGCUGUGGUUGCCUGUGGUGAAAGACUGGAAGAAACUGUGACCAUGUUGAAGUCAGCUCUCAUUUUUAGCAUCAAACCUCUUCACUUCCAUAUUUUUGCUGAAGAUCAACUGCAUGAUAGCUUUAAAGCUAGACUUGACAGCUGGUCAUUUCUACAGACAUUUAAUUAUACAUUAUAUCCCAUUACAUUUCCAAGUGAGAAUGCAGUGGAGUGGAAAAAGCUCUUUAAACCAUGUGCUUCCCAGAGAUUAUUCUUGCCAUUGAUCCUGAAAGAAGUUGACUCACUGUUGUACGUUGACACGGAUAUUCUGUUUUUACGACCUGUUGAUGAUAUUUGGUCUUUACUAAAGAAAUUUAAUUCCACACAAAUUGCUGCGAUGGCACCAGAACAUGAGGAGCCUCGAAUAGGAUGGUACAAUCGCUUUGCCAGACAUCCAUACUAUGGAAAAACUGGAGUGAACUCUGGAGUUAUGUUGAUGAACAUGACACGAAUGAGAAGGAAGUAUUUCAAGAAUGACAUGACAACAGUACGGCUACAGUGGGGAGAUAUACUUAUGCCAUUGCUUAAAAAAUACAAACUGAACAUUACAUGGGGUGAUCAAGAUCUGUUGAAUAUCAUGUUUUUUCAUAAUCCAGAAAGCCUUUUCAUUUUUCCAUGUCAAUGGAAUUAUCGACCUGAUCAUUGCAUAUAUGGAAGCAACUGCCGUGAAGCAGAAGAAGAAGGGAUCUUUAUUCUUCAUGGGAACAGAGGUGUCUACCACGAUGAUAAGCAGCCAGCAUUCAGAGCUGUUUAUGAAGCACUGAGAAAUUGUUCUUUUGAAGAUGACAAUGUCCAUUCCUUGUUAAAGCCUUUAGAACUGGAACUACAAAAGACAGUGCACACAUACUGUGGAAAAAUUUACAAAAUAUUUAUCAAGCAACUAACAAAAAGCAUAAGAGACCGUUAUGACAGACCACCAAAGGAAAGGUGAUUCUUGUGACUGCUAAAGUAAAUGGACAAAAACAACAAAAUAUCAGAGGAUAUAUGUGAGGGAAUCAUCUUCCAUGAAGUAUUUGGGGAGAAAUUACUCAUCUCCAGAAUAUUUUUUCCCCCGAAGAAGUUAUAAAAGCAGUAUAUUCAUGUGAUGAAGAACGAGUUAAAAUCCUGGGCUCCAACAAGAAGACAUUUUUGAUCUCUGAUGUUUUGUAACACAUUACUUGUUAACAUUCCAUUAUUGCUGCAAGGGUUAUUCCAAGCUUGUAGACUGCAGAACCCUGCUAGCUUUUACUCUGGAGUAAGAUAUAGGGUGUGUGGGAAAAAGGGUUCCUCUUACACAGUGGAGACACAAACUGUGAGUAUAGCAAUAAUUUAUGUCAGCACUAACCUCACUUUAUACACGUGAGAAACAAGUUGUUUACAGGAACAGAAAAGGUUUCUCAAGAAAUGUGAUAUGACCAAUGUAAUCAUUGACAAUCUAUGUGUACCUUUAUGCAUUUCAUCUCUAUUCUACAAUAUUUUUUGUGACAAUCAUGUUUUUAGACUCUAAGCUGCACGUUAAAAACUGAGUUGUAUGAGAAAGAGUAAAAAUAGUGAAAAUGUUGAGGAUUUCGUGUGCAUGGUGUGCGCGCGUGUGUGCGCGUGUGUGUAUGUAGAGGUGAGAGACAAAGAGAAAUGUACUGUUUUCAUUUUGUGUGCAUUAAACUGUUUUACCAAAUCUCAGUUAUAAAUUAUCUAGAAUUUUUAUAUCACUUUAUGUGAAAAUUUGCAGCUUUACUGGGCAUUCUGGAAGUAAGAUAUAUUAUGGUGAUAAUAAAGUGAGAACCUUAAUAGUAAUGUUAAUGUGAUGGUCGGAAAUGCAGCGGACCAAAAUACAUAAGCUGUAUACUUCCUGUGAGUAGUCAUUUUAGUUACCACACAAUAAGAAAAAAUAGUCCAUUUAAACUAUUCUACCUCAAAUGGCGUUAUAGGAUAUUUUUUGAAGAAGCAAAUUUAUAGAUUCAAUUUAAGUAAGUUGAACAACUUUGAUGGAUGAUUUGGAUUAACAGGUUAAUCUAUAGAAAGGUAGUUUUGAUUGGUUGAUUCCUUUUUUUUUUGAACAGUGCUAAAGACAGUUAGCUUUUUAAUCUUGAAGAUGAGAAAAGUAUUACUUCUCUUGCCAUUCUUGACCUGCUAUCUACAUAAUUAUAGAUCUGAGUAUUAUACUGGAGUACAUAUCUCAUUUUGCUCUGUGCUAUUUGGUUAUCUUCUUUUUUCUGUCUGAUAUUUUAAUGCUUAAAUAGAGAAGGGCACAUCAUGAAGGAAAAAAAUCACUUGUGAAAAUUGUGGCAUUCUGUCUUGAAAAGAUACAGUGUCUUCUGUGUAGCCCUGGAUAUGCAGAAAUUAAGUGAUUGGUACUGUUGUCUCCUGUCUUCUGUAGUUUAGUCAGGGAUAGACUGAGAGAGAAAUGUUAGAAAAAGCAAAUUAAAAGUUGACUCCACUCCUCACAAGACUUCCCAAAAAAGAGAGGUUGAUAACCAGCCUUGCACUCUUAUAACUGAUUGGUUGAGAGAGCAAGAGCUUUAGUUCCUUUACAGAGUGUGAGAACUGUGUUAAAAUUGAUCUUGCUGAAGAGGAAGUGAGUAUCCUAAAAUUUCAAGCUUUGGCUGAUGUAUAUAUAUUUCUAAUGGUCCACAAAUGAGACCAUUGCUGUCUGACUCCAGAGAGAGGGAGCUUGUUAAAAACAGAUGUUCUGAGCUGGGUGUGGUGGUGCACGCCUGUAAUCCCAGCACUUGGGAGGCUGAGGCAGGAGGAUUG